ACGCAUUCAAGCGCCCAUACAGUGUAAACUGACAGAAGAAGAAUAUUUACAUAAUGUAGUAUUAGAACGACACUUUGUAAAUAUCACCGAUGUCGUCGACCUGACUAUAAUGUCAAGCGUAAAAUGGGGGACAAACUAGACGAAGGAAACUCGGUAUGGAUGUCCCGCUUGCCUGAGAAGUAUCUUGAUGUGUCGCUGUGGAACUUGGCCAUUCCCGGUAAACAAACCCUAAAAAUGCCAGCCGGAAGUUUGACAUUUCCCAACACACCGAGUCCGAGUCGCGGUUCCUCAAAGUUCUGGACAAGCUCGCUCCCUGUUGGACUCGGCCGUGUGUGUCCCGCUGGGCCACCACGCAGCAAGCUGUGCUCAGUCGCCAGUGUGACCUCGGUGUUCGCUUCUUGGAUCUGCGGAUUGCCAGAAAGCCAAAAGACCGCUGCGAUUUAUUCUUUGCCCAUGGGAUUUAUACAUGGAUUACUGUCAAGUGAUGAUGCCAUGUGUCAGCAGGAAGCGCUGGAUGAGCUGGCCACCUGGUUGGAUGCUCACCCCAGAGAGGUUGUUAUCAUUUGCUGCUCCCAUUUUGCUGAUCUGACUCUCAGUGACCACACACAGCUUGUAGAGUACCUCAUAUCGCUGUUUGGACCCAAGCUCUGCUCCUCACAGGAUAAUCCCACUUUGAGAUCCUGUUGGUCCACAGGGCAGCAGGUUAUUGUUUCCUAUGAAAACCAGGAGAUGGUGCAGUGUCAUCCUGAACUGUGGACUGGAAUCCCUUACUGGUAUGCUGAUAGCCCCGACCCCAACAAGGUGAUUGCCUACUUGGAGGCUCAGAAGCACAAAGGAAGACCAGCUGGAUUUUACAUCAGUGGCCUGAACCUCACCGAGCACGCGCCGUACAUCCUCUUCCAUCCUUUCCAGAGCAUGAGAAAGAUGACAACACAGGCGACCACCGUGCUGCUUGGCUGGGUGAGAGAACAACGUCCGGGACCUCAGGCGGACAGCGUGAACAUCAUCUGCUGCGACUUUGUGGAUGUCGCUCAGUUCUGUGACUAUGUGAUUGGCCUGAACUAUAAAGGCGGCGUGGACAGAGACAAGAAGACUGGACAAGACUUGGGCUCCAGUCCUCCGGUAAAAAAUGCUGACAGCAAACGAGCAUCUUGUCGAGUCCGCGAAGCGAAACUGCGAGCCAGUAGUAUCCACUCUUCCGUCUGUCCCAUUGCAGUGGCUUUAUAGCCGAAACAGGUGCAUCCCAUGAGGUGCAGUGUUAGCUGGCUCAUGCCAACUCAUUCUCUCGUUAGAACGCACAGAAAGGGAAAGAAAUACAUGUGCGUGUUUCACAUAAGGAUUGUGGAUGUGAAAAAACCUGCAGUUUUCCUUUGAGCAUGUACAACGGGAACUUAUUUCUUCUUCUUCUCCUGUGUGCUCGUGAACCACUGGUCCAGCAGCUUCUUGCUGUAGUAGAUCUGCCAGCCGUGCACUUGCACGGCAAUGACGAUUACCAGAUACAUGACCGACACGGCAGAGAAGCCAAAGAUGAAGCGGUAGGCUUUGCCGUGUCGGUAUAGCUGCUGAGCGAACGGGAACAUCUCCAUGCUACCAUAGAUGAGCGGCGCCACUGAGAAAAGCCCGGCGCUGAUCAUGGAGAUGACCAGGUAGCUGAUGUUGUUACGAGGCAAAGCCAGGAAGCAGAAGACGGUGGGGAUGACGCUGAGGAGGUACGGGUACUCCCACUGGUAUGGUGAGGCGAUAAACUUGUGAGACACCAGACUCAGCUGGCUCACUAUCACCUGACACAGAACAAGACAUGUAAGUAGGAGUACAACUACAACUUCUGUUGAAUGAGCUUCUACCUGAGCUGCCAUCAGCGCCCAGAUGAGCAUGUGGACAAUGUUGAGCUUGCGGAUUUCGGAUUUGAGGGCAACACUGCACACAAUGACACCGUGGGGAGAAGUAACGGAUGAACAAAUACCAUCAAUCAUUUCUACAUUUGGAAGGCAUAUUUACAACGCACCUCAUUUGGUAGUGCGAGGCGACACGCUCUCUGUGCUGAAAGUCGCUCCCAUCUGUGCCCGUCGCCCGCGGUCCCGCUCGGGAAGCCAUGCCUGAGUUCUGGAUGCAAAACAGUCUGGACUGUAGCGAUGUGGAUGUUCAACAUUGUGCCCUGCUGUCCAUUGGCAACCAGUCUGGGGUGCACCCUGCCUCUCACACAAAAUCAGCUGCGAUAGACUCCAGCUUACCCUUGACCCAAAUGAGGACAAGCGGUCCAUUUUGUUAUCAGUGCUCUGUUCAAAAGCAUUUGUCUCUAAUAAUAGGGGGUGUAUUAAUGCCUACCAAACAUGCAGGCACUAUAAACACUGAAAAGUAUAUGUUUUACAGCAACAUACCGCAUCUAUCUAAAACGGGGAGAUACUACACAGUUCUGGAAAACUGCCUGGUCCAGCCCAAACCAUUCAGAUUUAAAAAAUGACCUUGUUUACGUCUUCAUAUUUGACAUUUCACUCGUUUAAACUAAGAUCAGAUCUUCUACAGCAAUUCUACGUUUGUUGAUGUUACCGCCAUUCAAAAAGCACAUGUGCACAAUUACCACAUUCAAGUAGAGCUGGUUACCUUAUUGCAAGACUUGAAAUGGUAUAAAGACAGCCGCUAACAGGCUAAUGCAGCUGGCUAUGGCAGCUAGCUUCCAUCUUAGCAUGGAUGUUAAUGUGCUUUGAAAUAUAACUACAUGCUUACCACAUACUACGUAUACUUAAGAAUACAAAGCACUUACAUUUUAAAUGAAGGUGUUCAUAUAUUUCUCAGUGUUUGAAUACUUUGGCGGCUGCUGCUGCCUGCCCAACGCCACCGUCGUCAGUGUGCUAAAGUGAAAGGAUGGCAUUCCCCAACUCCGAUUGGCCAAACAGACUUCUUCGCCGUCGUCUGAUUGCGAGCUAGGUAGUAAUUAUCGCCAUCUUGUGGAUUGGAUGUUUAUUGCAGGCAACUCAACGUUAUCGGGUAUCAUCUGACUUCUCUCGGUGCGGUAAAGUGCUGGAAUUUUAAUUGUUACGUCUUUGCAGGUUUAAGAUUGUUUAAAUAGAAAUAACCAAAUCCCCCAUAUGUGAUUUACAAUAUAGUGUGUGUAGCGGAAUGAGGCAAGGCAGCUAUAUUUAUCCACUAAAUUACAUUUUAAACAGAAAAGGUUUAAAGGCUCCAGCAUAACAACAAAUGGGCUAUUGCUAUUACCCUUUAAUGCUUGGCAUCCCAUUCACAGUUUUCAUGAUGACAAUUCCAAAACUGGAGUACCUGCAAAUAACAUUGCACCUCUAGAAUUAUACACACAUUUAUGUUGCAGGAGUUUACAUUUUUUUGUUGUUCAAAAAAAAAAAAAAAAAACCACCACAAAUUUCUUUGGUAUGUGUUAGAUUUACCAUGCAAAGUCAACAUUCUGCAUUAUAAGUUGACACUGUGCAUUGACAAUAAAGUGUGUUUUCACCUACAAUAUGUAUAUUUUUACAUUUUUUAUGCUUCAUUUUUGGAGUGGCUUCACUCGUUUACAAACUAGUGCUGUCAAAGUUAACGGAAGUUUCCUUUAACGGCACUAUUUUUCUUGACGCGCGAUUAACGCUUUAUGUUAUUUAUUAUGUAUUGUGUAAAACUAUGACAGGAACAACAUCAAAUCAAAAGCACGAAAUGAAUAUAGAGCCACCAUCCACCAGUACCAGACUGGAAUUUGUCUUUCAGAGAGGUUGUGAACGAAACACAUUAGCACUCAAUAAGGUCAUCAAAUCCUUUACCUUUAUGCAUUCUCACAUAGUAUCGAAAUUUGGAAGCAAAUAUGAGGUGAAAGAAGAAGGGGAAAAUACAGUAUAGGAGUCUAUCUGUGCAACGUGCGAGAACGUAGUAGGUGCAUUCAAGGACCGUCAAACAGUGGGACAAAUGGCCUCUUGCAUUAAACAUUCAAAAGCUGAGGGAUUUCUAAUAUUGUAUUGUUUUUUGAAUAAAAUAAUGGCCCAUAUUUCCAAAAUUGAUAUCCCUUUACAUAAAAUUUGAUGUAGUUAUCGUAGUUGGGUUUCAAAUUGUUUACCACAAAGAUAUUUAUAUCCCUACGUAUUAUAGAUAAAAACAUAUUUGUAGCUGCAAUUAAAUGCACUUAACUGAGUUAACUAUGGACAAAAUGCAAUUAAUCACAAUUAAAUAUUUUAAUCGAUUGACAGCCCUAUUACAAACCCAAAGAUUAAAUGUGAUUAACUGAGUUAACUAUGGACAAAAUGUGAUUAUCACGAUUAAAUAUUUUAAUCGAUUGCCAGCCGUAUUACAAACCCAAAGAAUAAAUGCGACUAACAGGGUUAACUAUGGACAAAAUGCGAUUCAUCACGAUUAAACAUUUUAAUCGAUUGACAGCCCUAUUACAAAGCCAAAUAAUCAAAGGACCAGUCGUCAAAGAAUUUAUUUUUGACACAUUUGUUGAGUGUUUCAUUCAUAUUGGAAGCAAAAACAACAUACAAAUUGCACCACUGUUGGUCAAAUUAGUUAAGUUCUCCUGUACAUCAAGUGACAGGGCAGUGGUGACUUCCUUGCAUCCAACCGUGGGGUUGGUUGCUACUCAGUGAUUACAGGUGUCAAAGUGUUUGUGAAUGGUCUCUACAUGUGCUGUGAUUGACUGGUGAUUGAUCCAGGAUGGAGCCUAUCGCCCAAAGUCAGUUGAGAUACAAUGCAGCUUGAACAAAAAUUGCACAUUUUGGAGUGGCCUUUUAUUGUGGCCAGCCUAAGGCACACCUCUGUAAUAAUCAUGCUGCAAUUAUUCAUGCUUGAGCCCUAUAAACAACAUAGCAAUAGCAGUGUAAGAGCAAAAAGUGAACUUCAUGUGUACAUACAGAUGAAAUGAUUUUAAUGCAAUAUCAGUCAUGAUUUCCCACUGUUGCUGUAGCACAUCGGACAAACUUGAGUUGUACAUUUCCGGCUUUAAUAUGUUUUUAUUUAGACUGGGUACAGUAAGUAUCCAGAAAAUGUGGAGUGGACAUACUGACUAGCGUAAAGUCCUGCUGCCUGGUCAGAUGGAAGCUGAACAUGCACAGUGUCAGCCUGCUGUAGCGAGAGCACUGCGCUACCUGAUGCCUGAUCCAACAAGCCCUUGGUGCACUCAUCGUAAGUGUACAUGACGGGCUCAUUGUUCUUCAUCAGCGCCACCCACACAUUAUUUCCUUUGCAGUGGACGUGGUAAGCAAAAUAGUAAAUCCCUGGCACGCUACAGGUAAAAAGACCAUUUUGAGGAUUGUAGUCCUGAUUGGCAUUGUGUAGAACUUUGUCGAAAAUAACAGGAGAACCGACAGGAGGAAACGGAUCAGUGAGCUUCGCUGAGAAAGCCGGCUUUUCCAAAACAUUACCACCAAUGUAGGCACCAUUCUGCUUCCUGUACCCUUGUUUCUGGCCAUUGUAUGGACCUGAAACUGGCAGGGUCUGUCCAAGGUCAGGAUAUACAGAAGGAAGUCCUGGAGGACCAGGGGGUCCAGGUUGUCCUGGUUGUCCAGGAAGUCCGGGAGGCCCACUAGGGCCAGAGUUACCCUUAGGACCAACUUGUCCAGCUGGUCCAGGUAUUCCAUCCCCAGGAUAGCCAGGUACCCCAGGAGGGCCUGUUUCCCCUUUUUGACCAGGCAGCCCAGGAGGUCCAAUUGGUCCACCUGGUCCUGUAAGUCCUGGAAUCCCUUGUGGUCCCUUUUUCCCCUGAUCACCAGGUUGUCCACCCUCUCCUCUUGGUCCAGUUAAUCCUGCAGUACCAGGGGCACCAGAUAAUCCCCUACUACCAGCUUCCCCCUUGGGGCCAGUUGGUCCUUGAAGCCCUCUCAGUCCUGGUUGCCCCGCCUCGCCUCUCAACCCUGGCUGUCCCAUAAGGCCUGGUGGUCCUAAAUCCCCUUUUAAUCCUGGUUUUCCUUUUGGCCCACCAUCACCAUCUUCUCCCUUUUGCCCUGGGAAGCCAAUGCUACCUGCAGGACCCAUUGGGCCUGGUGGGCCAGGUCUACCACUAGAACCAGUAGGACCAAUGACACCUGGAAAGCCUUCAUGACCCUUAUCGCCUUUUGGGCCUGGAGACCCAGGAAGCCCACUGUGUCCCUUGUGACCUUUGGGUCCUGGAAAUCCUGGUUUGCCAUAACCAGGCAAACCUGGACUUCCUGGUAAUCCUGGAGAGCCAGCUUCACCUUUUCCACCAGGAAUUCCUGGUUGCCCUCUAAAGCCAUCCUUCCCUGGUUUUCCAAUUCCUGAUACACCCGGUAGCCCUGGUUGUCCUCUAUCACCAGGCGGUCCUUCUGGUCCUGGUUCACCACGAAGACCGGGUUUUCCUGGUAUUCCUGGCUGACCAGGAAGACCAUUUAUGCCAGGUUUUCCAAUCCCGGAGAUCCCAGCAUGUCCAGGUGGACCAGGUGGUCCACUAGGUCCUUUCAAUCCGGGUAAACCUGGUAUCCCAAGUCCUUUGUCUCCCUUCGGGCCUGGUGGGCCAGUAAGCCCAGGGGAACCUCUUUGACCUGGCUCUCCAUGAAGACCCGGUUGUCCCGGCAGGCCCUGACCUCCUGCCUUUGAAAUCCCGGGAAGGCCAGGUGGACCUGGAAGUCCUGGAGGACCAGGAAGUCCAUUUGGCCCUUCACCACCAUUGGGUCCUGGAUCACCCCGUGGCCCUGGCAAACCAGGUCCUCCCGGUUUUCCGGGCAAUCCUGGCAUUCCUGGUUUUCCGAUUCCUUGGUAGCCUUGAGGACCAGGAGGACCUGCCUUUCCUGGCAUUCCCUGCAUUCCCUGGCCUGGAAGCCCCGGUGGUCCUUGAGGUCCCGGUGGCCCUGGUGGGCCCAGUGGGCCUUCAACUCCCUGUAGUCCGACUCGAAUACUGUUCCCUUUCGAAACAGGAGGAGGCGGGCCUUUGGCUCCUCUGGGGAAUGUUUGCCCUGAAGAAACAGUGAACAUUUGGUAGUGAGAGGUGAGGAUUUAAUACUGAUAACAAAAAGUUAUGACCCUUAUUUUUUUAAAACUAUAAUAAUUCGGAUACCUUUGCUUUCAGUUAGUAGUCGCUCUUUGCCCAACUGAAACGGAAGCUGUGGGAGCUCCUGUCCGUACUGACCCAGUAAUGGCAUCUCAUUCCCUAUGAAGGGCUGUUGAGGAUGGCCAUCAUUGUACUGUGGCUGGGCCUGGUGUUGCUGAGGCAGUGUCUUGCUUCUGUAGAAUGCACCGCUGUGGGCCUGGUGGACCAAAGCAAUGAGCAGGUGGAUGUGAUGGAGGAGUAUAGACACCAUUUUCUACUGUGGAGAAGAAAAACAGAUGCAACUCGGAUGACAAAUUCAACUUUGACCAAGAAGUAGCUGAUGUGGACCAGUGGAGCCGUGUACUUGACACGUUUACUUACUUUCAGAUUGGCCAAGCAAAUAUCUUCACCUACUGUUUUGCCUUAAGUUAGCUUCCUUCUGUGGCUUGUCCCCAAGGCAUCAGUGGUGCGGUGGCCAUGUAUAGGCUGCGGUCAGGUAUCAGGUCUGCCAAAAUAGAAACAUCAGGUCCAUAAAUACUUGGUAGCUUCUUCGCUUUCAUGCUUCUUCACUGAGUAAAUAUGAAAAUGUUGUGCGAUGCAAUGUAAGUAAAUGAGUAAUACAAGUAAGUACAAAGUACAAAGUACAAAAAAUACAAAGUACAAAGUCACUUUGUACAAAGUACAAAGUACAAAAAAUACAAAGUACAAAGUCACCUCUCAUGGUGACAUCAGCAGAUGUGCGCAGGGUUCUGAACAAAACAAACCCACGAAAAGCAGCAGGCCCAGACAACAUCUCAGGCCGUGCACUUCGGGUUUGCUCAUCAGAGCUAGCUGAUGUGCUUGCUGACAUAUUUAACCUGUCGCUUGCACAAGCAUCUGUACCGACCUGCUUUAAGUCCACCACCAUAGUGCCCGUACCCAAGAAGAGCAACGUGACCUGCCUAAAUGACUAUCACCCAAUAGCACUCACUCCUAUUGUUAUGAAGUGCUUUGAAAGAAUAGUCAUGACCCACAUAUCGCCAGAACCGGUCCACGGAUGAUGCAGUCAACACUGCAAUCCACACAGCCCUUUCUCACCUACAGGACCAGGACACAUAUGUCAGAAUGCUAUUUAUAGACUAUAGCUCUGCUUUUAAUACAGUCAGCCCCCACAAACUCACAGAUAAGCUCCUCACACUUGGCCUGUCACCCUCCCUCUGUAACUGGGUGUUUAACUUUCUAACAGGCAGGCCCCAUUCGGAUAGAUUCCACAAUCGCACAUCCAGCUCAAGAAUUGUGAGCACUGGGACCCCACAGGGGUGUGUGCUGAGUCCGCUCCUCUACACGCUCUUCACCUACGAUUGCGUGGCCUCCCAGAACAACACCAGCAUCAUUAAAUUUGCGGAUGACUCUACAGUCAUCGGACUGAUCACUGGUGGUGUUGAAACAUCAUACAGAAGAGAGGUGGCGGACCUCAUAGCUUGGUGUCAUGAUAACAAUCUCCUUCUCAAUACAGAUAAGACUAAAGAGAUGAUCAUAGACCCAAGAACAAGGGAAAAGGAGCCGCAUAAACCCCUGUUCAUUGAUGAGACUGAGGUGGAGUGGGUGAAAACCUUCAAGUUCCUUGGCACACACAUCAGCGAGGACCUCACCUGGUCUCACAACACCUAACAAAUUCUGAAGAAGUCACAAAGGAGACUGUACUUCCUGAGAAGACUGAGGAAAUUUGGCAUGUCCACCACAAUCCUGAGUUGCUUCUACAGAUGCACUAUGGAAAGUGUCCUUACCGCCUCCAUCACUGUUUGGUACGGUAACUGUACAACACGUGAUAGGAAGGCACUCCAGCGGGUGAUCAAGACCUCACAGAACAUUGUUGGGGCAGCCCUCCCCUCACUGCAAGACAUUUAUAAAACUAGAGUCCUACGAAGAACACACAACCUCAUCAAGGACAGCACACAUCCACAACACUCAUUAUUCACACUCCUACCGUCAGGCAGACGCUACAGGAGUUUGAAGUCCAGGACCACAAGGCUGGCAAGCAGCUUUUACCCACAGGCCAUCAGGCUUCUCAACGAAGCACUCACACACGCCGCACGCAACACACGCACACACUCAUAGCACUUUAUUUAUUUAUUUAUUCAUUUAUUUGUAUUAUUUAUCUGUAUUAAUGUCUCUUCUGUUGUUGUUGCUUAAUUUAUUGGUAUAUAUGUUUCUUAUGACCCCGCCUGUCGCCCGAAGAACAGCUGGGAUACACUCCAGCAUGCCCCCGCGACCCUAAUAAGGAGAAGCGGUAUAGAAAAUGGAUGGAUGGAUAGAUGUUUCUUAUGUUCUUAUUCUUUUUCUUGUGUUUUCUUUCUUUUCUUGGGAGAAUGAACAGAGUAAGAAUUUCAUUGCAUAGUAUAACUGCUGUUUUACUAUGCAUAUGACAAUAAAACUCUUGAAUCUUGAAUCUUGAAAGUGCAUAUAACUUUAACUCUUACACACUAUCCAGGUCAAAUUUGACUCAUUUUGACAUUGCCAGCUGUGCAAAUACCCUAAAUGUUUUAGCCUGUAAUUUGAUGACUUUUCAAAAGUGAUCAGAAAUACACAAAAAUAAAAAUUAAGUUUUAAAUGUUAUAUAUUCUACAAAUUUGAUUGACAGAUUCAACAAAUUUC
Molecule: messenger RNA, 9607 nt
Organism: Dunckerocampus dactyliophorus (ringed pipefish)
Lineage: Eukaryota; Metazoa; Chordata; Actinopteri; Syngnathiformes; Syngnathidae
Product: PI-PLC X domain-containing protein 1-like
Exons: 8
Coding region: 124-1227 (367 amino acids)
Biological process (GO): lipid metabolic process
Molecular function (GO): phosphoric diester hydrolase activity
Source: RefSeq, a predicted model, not a curated record